AGACACUCCUCAACCUCUCCCAGACAUCCAAGAAUAAUAAUAAUAAUACAGAAGAACCUUCACUCUCAUCACCAUGAAGGGAACCUGGGCUGUCGUCCUUUGUUCAUUGCUCCUGAUUGCAGCUGAAAUUCAAGGGCAGCCGACCUAUGGAAAAGGACGUUGCAGCUGCGUAGACAAAGGUUCUGAUUUAGUUCAGCCAAAAGCCUUAAGAAAAAUAGAAGUGAUUCCCAAGAGCUCUUCCUGUGACCAUGUUGAGAUCAUUGCAACAAUGAAGGCCACUGGUGUGCAAAGAUGCUUGAACCCUAAUUCCAAACUGGUACAGAAGAUGAUGACAACCCUCAUCAAGAAAAGGUCUUCACAAAGCACUCACCGGUAAAGGAGAAGAGCUAAAGAUCACUUCAACAGAGUAAUGAGAUUUUAGGAUUUCAGUGCUAUAGGCUCCCUCUUUGAGCCACACGGACAGGUUAUUAUAUUAUUAUAAUCAUAACUACGAGAAAAAAAAUAAUAUUCUCAGGUAACACAUACUAAGAAUUCCAAGUUAUUUUUUCUAUCAGGUUUGAAAUUAAUGUAAUUAAUAUUAAUUUAUAUAAUAUCACAUAUGAUUGUUGUUCUAGGGUACGUGAAACAUUUGUCUGUAGGCUUUAUAAAUAAAAUUGAAGAAGGCUUAUAAUCUAAAGCUAACCACACUCUGUGUUUAACUGAUGUAUAAACGUAUAUAGAUUAAAUGCAUCUGAAAUAUAACAAAUGGCUAAUAUAAUAUUCACAACAUUCCUUGUGUUAGACUUCCUCUUUUAAAGAUAAACCAAUUAAAGUGAA
Malaclemys terrapin pileata is the source of this 816-nucleotide messenger RNA. Its product is annotated as C-X-C motif chemokine 10-like. The record is from RefSeq and is a predicted model, not a curated record. The transcript has 4 exons. Gene Ontology annotation, molecular function: CXCR chemokine receptor binding; chemokine activity. Bases 74 to 376 code for a protein of 100 amino acids. Gene Ontology annotation, cellular component: extracellular region. NCBI's taxonomy places the organism in Eukaryota, Metazoa, Chordata, Testudines, Emydidae. Gene Ontology annotation, biological process: antimicrobial humoral immune response mediated by antimicrobial peptide; neutrophil chemotaxis; chemokine-mediated signaling pathway.